Molecule: messenger RNA, 192 nt
Organism: Schizophyllum commune H4-8
Lineage: Eukaryota; Fungi; Basidiomycota; Agaricomycetes; Agaricales; Schizophyllaceae
Exons: 2
Coding region: 1-192 (63 amino acids)
Source: RefSeq, a predicted model, not a curated record
AUGACCACUUCCAGGCUGUCAACUGUCGACCCUCUGCCGAAAUCGCAAGCGGUGACCGCCUUCACCCAUUCUCUUGCGUACCCCUUGCGCCAUCGCCAGGACCUUUUGGACGCGGCAGAACGUAACGAGCGACGUACAGUGCAUAGCCAAGCGCCGGAAGGUGCAGCCGAAAUGGAGGCCAAAGGUGAGUAA